AUGGCCCCCAACAUCCAAAGGGAAUUAACUAGUGUUUGUGCUCAUUUGACUACUAAGAAAAUUAUUGCAGAAAUUGUGAGAGUUAAACAACCAUUCUCUUUACUAGUUGAUGAAUCUCGUGAUGUGGCAGUGAAAGAACAAAUGGCUAUUGUUUUUCGCUAUGUGGACAAAAUAGGUUGUGUUAUUGAACGUUUUAUCGGGGUUGUGCAUGUUAAGAAUACUUCUGUAAAGUCUUUGAAAAUUGCAAUAGAUCAUUUUUUUGUAAAGCAUGGAUUGAGUUUGACAAGUUUACGGGGGCAAGGUUACGAUGGAGUAAGCAAUAUGAGAGUUUUGGAUAACAUUCAAGAAGGACUCAAUAAUCGUUUUGAUGAAGUAAAUAUGAGGUUGUUUCAAUGUAUGUCAUCUCUUGAUCCAAGUAAUUCUUUUGUUGCAUUUAACAAAGAUAGAUUACUUGAAUUUGCAAAGUUCUAUCCUGCCGAUUUUCCUCAACACGAUAUUUGGUUGCUCGAUGAUCAACUUGAAAACUAUUAUGAGGAUGUUAGCACCAACGCCAAUUUCACUCAUCUCGAAGGGAUUGCCGACCUUGCUAAAAAAAUGGUUGAGUUUAAGAAAGAUGUUGCUUACAACAAAGUUUUCUUGCUUAUUAAAUUAGCAUUGGUUUUGCCUGUGGCUACUGCAACAGUUGAAAGGGUAUUCUCUGCAAUGAAUCUUGUGAAAAAUAGUUUACGUAAUCGAAUGGGAGACGACUGGAUGAACAAUUGCUUGGUGGUUUACAUUGAAAAAGGAAGUUUUUGCUACAAGUGA
This is a messenger RNA of Pistacia vera, 804 nucleotides long. RefSeq lists its product as uncharacterized. Gene Ontology annotation, molecular function: protein dimerization activity. Lineage: Eukaryota; Viridiplantae; Streptophyta; Magnoliopsida; Sapindales; Anacardiaceae. The record is from RefSeq and is a predicted model, not a curated record. Bases 1 to 804 code for a protein of 267 amino acids. The transcript has 2 exons.